AUGAAGUACCGCGGUGUUGUCUAUGAUGUCGGCCUCAAUUUCACUGGCCAAGGACUCUCUGUUGAACCGUUCGACCCCGCCCUGGUUGACUGCGACAUGCGGACCAUCGCCACUGAACUACAUGCCAACGCUGUGCGCAUCGAGGGAGAGGAUAUCCAGCGGCUGGAGACCGCAGCCCGAUCAGCCAAUUCCCACGGCCUGAAAGUCUUUUUCAAUCCGUGGAAGAUGAAUGCGGGUACUGACGACACGCGUCUUUACUUUGCCGAGACUGCAAAGACGGCCGAAAGGCUGCGGAAUGAAGGCAUUGACCUGGUCUUUAUUGUCGGUUGCGAGUACUCGAUUUUCAGCAAGGGAGUGUUUCCCGGCGAGUCAUUCGAGGAGCGUGCGAUGUUUCUCGGUUCGCAGUUCCCUGGUGGCCAUAUGACGGAGGAUAUACCGCCGGCUUUACGUGAGAAGUCUGUGGCACUCAAUCAGGUCUUGCAGUCUUUCGUCGAGGUUAUUCGAGCCCAGUUCGGGGGUCCAGUCACGUACUCGGCUGGCUCCUGGGAAUUAGUGAACUGGGACAUGUUCGACAUUGUUGGCAUAGACUACUAUCGGCGAGGCGAAUCCGCAGAGAAGUAUGUCUCGGGUCUUGACCGUUAUAGACUGGACAAGCCCCUCGCUGUGCUGGAAGUCGGCUGCUGCGCCUACGAGGGAGCAGCCAGUCGAGGGGAUGGUGGCUUUAUACUGCUAAAAGGCACAAACCCAGACGGCACCGGCAUUUUCGAAGACGAUAUUGUCCCGACACGGAGCGAGAAGGAACAGGCUGACUAUGUAGGGACACAGCUCAGUCUUCUCGCCAACGCGGAUGUUGACGCGGUAUUCAUUUAUGUGUUUUCAUUCCCGCGUAUGCGGAUCGGAGAUGGAGCCAGAGACUUUGACAUGAUGUGUUUCUCGCUGGUCAAAUACUUUCCGGAGCAGGACCCAAAGACAAGGGUCAUGCCACCAUGGGCACCCAAGGAGUCUUUCCACCGGGUUGCCGACUUCUUCCACUCGUUACAGCUGCAGGAUAAUAACACAGAAUAA
This is a messenger RNA of Aspergillus versicolor CBS 583.65, 1065 nucleotides long. RefSeq lists its product as uncharacterized. The record is from RefSeq and is a predicted model, not a curated record. The transcript has a single exon. Bases 1 to 1065 code for a protein of 354 amino acids. Lineage: Eukaryota; Fungi; Ascomycota; Eurotiomycetes; Eurotiales; Aspergillaceae.